AUGCAUUCUGUGAUAGAACGAGCAGUGAAGAAAACAAUAGUAUGGGCUCCAUCUCAAUGGCCUACUAUUGUAGAAAUAGCCAGGAAGAACCCCUUUCCUUACAAAGUAACCAAACUUGAAGGAACAAAUUUUAUGGGAUUUGAAGAAAUAACAAAUAAUACUUUUAAGAAAAACCAAAGAAUUAAUAUUUCAAAGAUGCAUGUGGUUACAUUUAAAAGGUGUAAACCAAAUGUGAUGUAUGUGAAAAAUUCAAUGUUGCCACAAACUGAAACAAUUGAAGUUCAAUUGAGCGGACUCAAUAGUGCAAAGCCGAAAACAAAUUUAUAUUCGACUAAGUUACCAAUAUCCCAACAAAAAUAUAAUGACUUAAAAAAAUUAGUGGAGAAAAAAGUGAUUCCAAAUAUGUACGCCAAAGAAUAUUUAAAUUGUACAGCUGUAAAACAAAUGACUGUUUACCUGAAACCGAUGAAGACGACUGAAAAAAAAAGUGAUAAUUCGCGAUAG
Molecule: messenger RNA, 504 nt
Organism: Pieris macdunnoughi
Lineage: Eukaryota; Metazoa; Arthropoda; Insecta; Lepidoptera; Pieridae
Source: the annotation of a GenBank genome assembly